GAGCUGACAACUCAUCAAAUACAGAAUAGUAUAUAAAAUUUUCAAGGCAUAGCUGAAACCUGAGAGAUAUAAAUAGCAAAAUAAAUAAAUGACAGCUUAAACCGUUCGAUCCUAUAUUCGGAUCAUUAUUUUUCUUCGUGUGUUUUCAACCAAUCUUGCACGGUCUUGACGCAUCAUGCGCAUAACGUGCUCGAUGCCGUGUCGACGCCGCUCGCUUUCUCGCGACGAUGGUUACGAAUGGUCACGAAUCUGAAUUUUGAUGUACGCUCGUCGUUUGCCACGUGGCGAACACGAAGGAUAUGAUUCUAAGGCGAUUCACUGAGUCUUCCUCAGUUUGCUCUUCGUUGAGAAGACCAUCAGCUUCCAUGUGAAUAAGCAGCGUAUCCCCAUUUGCCGGAGCAGGUGGCCGUGGCGAAGGCAGCUAGUUUUUUUUCCUUAUUUUUCUCCGCAGAAGCAUAUGAUCGCCCAAUAUUGUCAUCGCAAUGAAAGUAACGAAGUCCACUGUUGUUCUUCUGGUCUUCGUGCUGAUACUUUCUAUCUUGGUGGCGAAUGUAGCUGAUCUUAUUAGCGUCGAGUCUCACCUUCAGAACGAGGCUCUGAGGAACAAUAAUGGGGAGGUACAAUGGUCCAGACCGAAGUAUUAUAACAUAGAAGAUUCGUAUGACCAUUUGAUAUGGUUUAUACAGAUAUCUGACAUACAUAUAAGUAUCUUCAAAGAUCCAUCGAGAAUAUCAGAGCUAAAGGAUUUUUGCAAUGUGACAGUAGAUGCAAUUAAACCUGUGGUUGUUCUUGCUUCAGGAGAUCUGACUGAUGCCAAAAAUAAAGAUGAAAUGGGAUCCAAGCAAAUACUUGAAGAAUGGCAGUACUAUAAAUAUGUAAUAGAAGAGACUAAUGUCAAAGAAAAAACGUUAUGGUUGGAUGUCAGAGGAAAUCAUGAUAAUUUUAAUGUGAUCAGUCUCGACGCCAAAAAUAAUUUUUACUCCAAUUAUUCUAUUCAGGGAAAAAAACAUCCCAGAUCCUAUAUGUAUAAUGUUAACGUUGGUUCAGCAACAUACUCAUUUAUUGCAAUUGAUGCCUGUUUGAAGCCAGGUCCUAAAAGACCAUUUAAUUUUGUUGGUAUUUUAGACCAACAUGAAAUUGAUAAAAUACAGCAAUUGGUUAAUCAGUCUAAAACGAGCAAUGCGGAUCAUGCAAUUGUAUUUGGCCAUUAUCCUACGUCGUGUAUAUUAUCACAAUCUGAUACAAAUAUAAGGAAUAUUCUAGGUAGGCACAGAGAAAGUAUGGUGUAUCUAUGUGGCCAUUAUCACAUGCUUGGUGGCAUGGUACCCAACAUGUAUACAUUACAAAAAGCGGGCUUCCUCGAGUUGGAAUUGGCGGAUUGGAAAGAUAAUAGAAUGUAUCGCCUUGCAGCAAUAGAUCAUGGCCAGUUCUCAUUCAUUGAUAUAAAACACAAUGACUGGCCUAUAGCAUUGAUCACUAAUCCGAAAAAUGUACUAUUUAUGAUGCCGCAAAAAGAAAAUUUGAAAUCUAUUGUUACAUCCACGUAUGUCAGAGUGCUGGCGUUUUCUACGGCUUUGAUAAAAACUGUCGAAGUUCAAUUGGACCACGAUAUUUGGCAAAAGUGUAAGCAUAUAAAUGGACCUCUCUACGUAUUGCCAUGGAAUUCAACAAGAUAUAAGGACGGUAUCCAUCAAAUAACAGUACGCGUAGUCGAUGAAAAAGGCAGAGAAAAAAUUGUAUCGCAGUCUUUUUCUCUAGAUGGAUCAUGGUUAUCGUCUCGCAUUUUGCCCAAAUUAAUACUGAUGUUCAACGUCGUUCACAUUUUUCAGUUCCUGUUUGCCGUUGCCUUGGCAUUAACAGUGGUACCACUAUGUUUACUUCGGUUUCUUCAUACGCACUACAAAAAUAAACGUAUACAUCGACCGCGACUACGUAUCAAAUUUUUCCAUUGGUGGCUGAGAAAAUUGUGGAUACUAUCAACCGUUGACAAAGCGUUUUUUGGACUAGUGCUGUACUCAUUAUAUUUAACUAUCGGUCCGUGGACCGUGGGAGAAAUAAUAGAAGAUCACAUAGGUGUGAUCUUCGUGUGGGGGAUAUUCGUCGGAAACAGAUAUCUACCAGGCGGUUUCACUUAUGCCUACGGAUUUUUUCAGUUGUGCUGUUUUCACUUGCCGCUUAUGCUGAUUUUAGCGCAUCAAACUGAUCGUAGAUUACAAGAUGCCGAAAAUUCCACGAGGCAGUCCAUGUCAAAGUUCUGCUUAAUUUGGCAAUGUGUGCCAACUUUGCUGCUAGUCCUGAUGCAAUCCAUUAUGGCCUAUUUCUUAUAUCUGGAGUAUGGUAUAAUAGCGAUACUGUUAUGCCCAUUGCGAAUCGGGAGUAUUAUUAUAGCAGUAUUACUCUACUAUUACGUGAACACAAUGCCACUCUCAUCCUUAAGGUCUGCUGCAUCAGUGUGGUCUCCUCACGGAGCCAUUAAUAACAACAAUGCAAUAUGAGAAAGUUAAUGCGAUUGGAUAUGUCGGUGAGAUUACAUUUCAAACAAUUAAUAUAGUAGUUUUAUAGGAGAGUUUUGAAUAGAGAAUUCUAUUUCCUGUAUUAUACUUCACACAUGGGGUGCGUCCGCGCGGCGCGCUAUCCAGUGCAAAGGCUGUUCGUAAUGCUAACAAACACAAUCGUGACGUCACUGGCUUGCGACAGCAAGCCACUCUUCGAGUAGAAAUGAAGGAGGUAAAUGAUUAGAUGUUAAAAAUAAUUAAAUUAUUUUUUUAUAUAAUUUUUCAAAAAUCUGACAAAUACUGUUUGCAUUUUGUAAUGAAAUCGUAAUGUUCUUUUAAUAAGUGCCACGUUACAAUAUAUACUCAUUAUUUUAUGGACUUAUGUAUCUUAUAAUUGUUCUUAAGGUUCGUAAAUUUUAUGUGAGAAGAGAAACAUAAUUUAAUAAUUAUGUUUGAACUGCAAUGCGCUUUUUAAGCAGAUGUUGCAAUGUGAUAAUUAUCGUUGUCAUAUGAUUUUGCUUUAAUUACUACUCUACUUCCAUAUUGUUCAUAGUUGAAACUGAAGAGUUCCUUAAAAAGAAUGUUACUUUUAUUCUUUUUAUAAUAAAAUUUCAGACUAAGAAGGUCACAGAGACACAAACAAUAUUUAUAUAUUGUAAAUGUUGCUAUGUUUAUACCUCUGUCAUACUUUAUCUCGUCAUUGUAAGAUUACGACGCUGGAGAUAUAUCGAACUACAGAAUGUGAUAUUUUUCAAUUUAAACGACAGAGUUUUAAAAGGCAAAGCUAUAUUGUAAAACUUUAGUCCAGAGUUUUUAGCUGACAGUCCUAAUCACUGUGACAUAUAUUUUUCUACUUCCUUAUAUUCAGAACUCACACUAUAUUCUUUUCACACAGUUGUUACUUUAAAUACUUCCAAAAACAGGCUUCUAUCAAAUUUAUCUAUGUUAAAUGUUUUAACUAUAGUACAUUGCAGAGAUAGCCAAAUUAUAUUAGAUACGCAUAGUUUAAUAGAUUAUCUUUUCGUUUAAAAUGCAUCCUACAAAUGUCUAUUGACAAUCAUAUAUAUUUACCAUGCAAAAGUAUUGUAAUCUAGAAACAGUAAUUAUAUGAAUUGGAACUUUUGUGCCAUUAUAUGCAAUGCAUAACUCGAAAGGAUUGGCUAUCUUUGAUUUAAAAGAAACUAGUGAAAGUAAUAUUCUAUUAAAAUGUGAUUAAAUGCUACCAAAAUACAAUCAAAUGUAACAGCACGUAUGAAAAGGAUUCGCUAGUGUUAUAGUAGGUGACGAAAAUUUUAUGAGAUGUGCGAAGACGUGUGAUUAAUGUAUAUUAAUAAAUGUAAAAUAAAUAAUUGUA
This is a messenger RNA of Linepithema humile (Argentine ant), 3849 nucleotides long. Its product is annotated as transmembrane protein 62-like. Lineage: Eukaryota; Metazoa; Arthropoda; Insecta; Hymenoptera; Formicidae. The record is from RefSeq and is a predicted model, not a curated record. Gene Ontology annotation, molecular function: hydrolase activity.